Messenger RNA from Eremothecium gossypii ATCC 10895, 1587 nucleotides. It is a transcript of the gene VPS36, whose product is annotated as ESCRT-II subunit protein VPS36. Gene Ontology annotation, biological process: protein transport to vacuole involved in ubiquitin-dependent protein catabolic process via the multivesicular body sorting pathway. The record is from RefSeq and is marked provisional. Gene Ontology annotation, molecular function: phosphatidylinositol-3-phosphate binding; ubiquitin binding. The transcript has a single exon. Lineage: Eukaryota; Fungi; Ascomycota; Saccharomycetes; Saccharomycetales; Saccharomycetaceae. Bases 1 to 1587 code for a protein of 528 amino acids. Gene Ontology annotation, cellular component: late endosome membrane; ESCRT II complex.
AUGGGCAGUACCGUCAACUACUUGAGCUACUGGCAAUACGCGGAAACUACUGCCUCAGGACAUCCUGUUUUACGUGAGGGUGAGCGUGAUAUAUAUGUGGAACAGGACGUGGGUUUAUACCAUGGUAAAAUAAAAAUACUGAACAAGCAGAAAGGGAGGUGCUACUUGACAUCACAAAGGAUAAUAUAUGUCGAUGAUACAUUCCAUGCUAAAGAAUCGGUGAGCAUAGAACUGGACGAUGUAGAGAAAGCUCGUUACAAUGCGAAGUUUUUGAAGCGUGCUACCAAAACAGUACUCUUCCUUAAACCAAACUCGAAACACUCCCUUGGGGGCAAAGCAUCACGUAGUAAUGUGGACCAGAAAACAUUUAAGCGCAUAGUGGAGAAGAGCCAGUGGACAUGUGCGAUCUGUAUGGCACAUAACGAGGUCAAUAUGGAAAUACAGGGUUACAUGCCCCCCUGUGUUAAUUGCGGCAUAUCGGUAGAUUUUGAGAUGAUCUCUAAAUCUCUAACCAUUGUCUAUGCGGAUGAUGCAACCGACGCGGCGAAGAAUAAAUGUCCUGCAUGUACAUUUGAUAACCAUGUGCAUAUGAAUAACUGCGAAAUGUGCGGAACACGAUUGCCGAACAUGUGCCCAACUGCAUUGACUAGAAAUCAACAACUAGGUGGAGACCCGCGAGUACAUAUCGAGCUGGAAGGUAAUCCUGGCUUUACCAGCCGUGAUAUACCAUUUGUGCAGCUAAGCUUUCGAAGGUCGGAUGGCUCUUUAUUCUUUGAAGCCUUGUGCAAGCAAUUAGAAGAUUGGGAAAGCGAUCAGAAGAAACAUAUGUUUAACCAAGAUCUCACCAAAGUGAACGGUGUCGGGCUGGAAACACCCAUAUUUGAGCAAGAUACUAGGUUUAGUACACUUGGCAUUGCUAGCUUGGAGAAAAGCAGGGAAGAACAACUAUUGAAAAACGAUAUACUUCUAAACAAGGCGCUCACGGAUUUGGGUAAUCUUGCAGCCCUAGCUAGCGAUAUUGAGAAACUUUACCAUGAUGGAGAAAGCGCACCUAGCAAUACAAAUCCUACGCUGGUCAUUGACCGAGAUAAAUUCCUCAGCAAAUCUGCAUUCAUCGAUGAAAUUGCCAGAGAAAUAUACCAAUUGACAGUUUCGGAAUUCAAAGACCAGAGAGAGAAACACGGAACCAUAUUGGUACCUCUAGUUGAUCUUUAUGCUUUAUAUAACAAAUCCAUGCGCAUAGGAACUGGAUACGUUUCUCCAGAAGAGAUGAGAGAAGCCUGUGAACGAUUUGGAAAACUGGGUUUAACCGAUUUAAGUUUAAGCAGAAUUAAUGGCAGAGUGCUUUGUAUUGCGUCUGCAAAUUCUUUUGAAGCUGUCAAGCGCAAAAUAAUGUCGACCAUUGAACAUUCGCCCGGGGCAGACCUCCUGCAGAUCACAAAACAGCUAAAUCGUGAGAAUGACAAUGCCUGGGCCAUUGGAAUUAUCAUGGAGGUGCUCCAAAAUUGCGUUAAGGAAGGCAACCUUUUAAUAGAUGAGCAAAUUAGCGGGAUACAUUAUUACAUAAAUGUAUGUUGGAGGAUAUAG